ACUCUGACUUCCUGAAAGGGUGGAGUAGAGUAGAGGAGUAGGGGAGAAGACGUCAGACUGUGGAUUAUCUGUUGAUCCAAUUUAACCUUUUUGACAGUCUAUAUUAAAUUGGGAAACGAGCUUUAAGUGAUACAGCAAGGUCCCAAGAAUGACCGAGCAACGGAGUGGCUAUCAGCAGCUCACCAAUGAAGAGGAGACAGGCGAAGUGUCUCAAGAAGUACCCGACGCCCCUCCGCCGUACAACAGCAUUGCAGCGGACAAUGCAGCUAAUUUCACCUUUAAAGAGGACGGAUCUUACCCCCUUCCUCCUUCAUACAACGUUGCUACAACAUUGCCCUCCUAUGACGAAGCUGAGAGGACCAAAACUGAAGCAGCACUGCCUCUUGUCACUGGAAGGGAGGAAGAUUUCAUUGCCAGGGAUGACUUUGAUGAUGCCGACCAACUGCGGAUUGGAAAUGAUGGCAUUUUUAUGCUGACAUUCUUCAUGGCAUUCCUUUUCAACUGGAUCGGCUUUUUCCUGUCCUUCUGUCUGACCACUUCGGCUGCUGGUCGCUAUGGUGCCAUCUCUGGGUUCGGGCUCUCCCUGGUCAAGUGGAUUCUGAUAGUCAGAUUUUCUACCUACUUCCCUGGCUAUUUUGAUGGCCAGUAUUGGCUGUGGUGGGUGUUCCUUGGGUUGGGGUUCCUGCUCUUCUUCAGAGGUUUCAUAAAUUACUCCAGAGUGCGCAAAAUGGCUGACUCUUCCUCAUUUGCUACUCUCCCACGUACCAGAGUACUUUUCAUUUACUGAAGGUCAUCUCAGAAAUCAUUCGUGAAUCUGCAGAGGCAUACACAUCAAAGAGAAGGAAGAGAAUGAAAAACCAAUGUACCAUUCAGACAUAAAUGAUUUUCUUUUUUUCUAUGUGCACAUUUUUACUAAUGGAUGCUGAUAGCUCUGUAACCAUUUACUCAUGAGUGGAUAAUGUCAAGUGCUAUUUUCAAUUUAAUCUGUGAUGCCUUAUGUAUCAUUUGUUAAUAAUCAUUAAUUAGCUUGAGGCAAACUGCUCCACUCUGUCAGCUUGAAAUGAUACGUUUUGCUUUUAGCCAGGAGGGGGCAGUCUUGUGAAACUUUUUUUUAGGAAUUUAAUUUUCUUGAAACCUUGACUCUUGAAAGGUUGGGGACUUUGUUUUUACUUUGUAAGUAAAUAUGUAAUCUAUAGUGAGUCAUUGAAUUUAGUGUUUGGUAUUAAAAAAAAAAGAUGAUGGUUUAAAUGCAGUGAUCCAAACGGUACUGUAGACAUGCAUUAUUUUAAGUAAAUCACUGUUAAAAUUCAUAGCCUACCCAAGCAUUAUGAUACAUUUAUACACAAAUAUACAGAGUUAUUGUUUUGUGGUCGGAAUGAGAAGCUGGUCAAAUCCAAAAGAAAAGACAAGACACAGAAAAAACACACAGAAACCAGGGAUUGAUUUAGUAUUCAGCAGAUACUGAUUGCUUUAUAUAAUGACAUGUUGAGAUGAUUUUUUUUUUCUUCUGGUUUUAUCAAAAGUUGCUCAUCCAUUAACACUGUCCUCAGGUGAGCAGUUAUCCUGUCAUGGAGUUUUUGCAAUUUGGUGUCUAGUAAUAUUAAAUAAAUGUCACUUCAGUAGCAAAC
Molecule: messenger RNA, 1628 nt
Organism: Alosa sapidissima (American shad)
Lineage: Eukaryota; Metazoa; Chordata; Actinopteri; Clupeiformes; Clupeidae
Gene: ndfip1
Product: Nedd4 family interacting protein 1
Exons: 8
Coding region: 149-787 (212 amino acids)
Biological process (GO): positive regulation of protein ubiquitination; ubiquitin-dependent protein catabolic process; metal ion transport
Cellular component (GO): perinuclear region of cytoplasm; Golgi apparatus; endoplasmic reticulum
Molecular function (GO): WW domain binding
Source: RefSeq, a predicted model, not a curated record